AUAUAACAGCGAAAAUAAUCAAGGUAACAUAUAAUUUUUUAUACGCAGCUAGGUUAAGUUUAGUUCACGGUGAAUAUUCGUCUAAGGCUGCCGUGGCAGUCACAGCGCCAAGGAUUAUAAUUGUGUAGUCCAACACCUAUUUACAUUUUAUUUUUACUAAUUCCAUUGCAAUGCAUAAAAUAAAUAAUAUUGUGUGAACAAUGUCUUACGAUUUGUUUUAUACUUAAAGCGGAAGAACUUAAUAUAUUAAACAGUACUUUAUGUUAGUAAUGGAGUGGAAAUGGCUAAAAUGUGUUGUGCUAAUAAUCACAGUCAAGUGCCAUGGAUGUACUCAAUUUGAAGGAAAUAAUUUGAGUUCACAUAAUAGGAUUAAUAAUUUAUUUAACUAUAUACAAAAAGUUAAACCAAAAGAAAUGCCAGCUUUAACAGUAAGUGAGGAGUUUAAUGCCAGAUCAAUCAAUGAAGAUAUAAAUCUCAAUAUCACGCAACUUUUCCAAAAAUACGGAUAUGGAGUUGAAGAGCACCAGGUAACUACUAGUGAUGGGUAUAUCCUGGAUAUAUUCCGCGUACCAGGCAAUGGCCCCGUUGUAUUCAUAAUGCAUGGCCUGAUAUGCAGCUCGGAUGACUUCGUUUCCACUGGGCCGGAGCACGGGCUACCGUAUCUAUUAGCAGACCUUGGUUACGACGUUUGGUUGGGCAACGCCCGAGGCAACAAACACGGCAGAAAACAUGUUACCAUGUCACCAAACAGCGCCGAAUUUUGGGAGUUCAGCUUUGACGAAAUCGGACGAUACGACCUGACUGCGAUGAUCGACUACGUAUUAGAAGAGACAAACCAACGAAAACUAGUUUACAUAGGACAUUCUCAAGGCACCACCAGCUUUUUUGUAAUGACUUCAGAAUAUCCCGAAUACAAUGACAAAAUAUCAGUCAUGAUAGCUUUAUCCGCAGUAGCGUAUCUAAGUCAUCAAAGGAAUGUUCUAUUAACCUCUUUGUCGACCAUAUACAAGCCUCUAUAUGUUAUCGGUCAGAAUAUCGGAUUGUACGAAAUUUUGGCAGAUAAUGAGACCACGAAAGCCUUCACUUCAACUUUUUGUGGAACACCGACACUAGCAUAUAUAAUUUGCAAUAAUCUUUUGUUCCUAGUUUUCGGACCAGAUUACGCGCAAAUUAACGCCACUGUACUGCCCGUGAUCUAUGGGCACUUUCCGGGAGGAGCGGCUCUGAAGCAGUUUGCGCAUUAUGGACAAGAGAUUAUCACUGGAAAGUUUAACCAGUUUGACAGAGGUUUUGUAGGAAAUAUUAAUAAAUAUGGUACGCCUGUUCCACCUGAUUAUUAUUUGGAAAAAGUGACAAGUAAAGUGGUUAUUUUGUAUUCAGACAACGAUUAUCUUUCAACUGCGCAAGAUCGCUCGAAACUCACGGCCAGGCUACCCAAUGUCAUAGGAAACUACAGGAUACCAUUUGCCAAAUUUUCGCACUCGGAUUUCAUUUUUGCAAAAGAUGUAAGAAAACUAGUGUACUACAAGGUGGUAGAGAUAUUGAAUAAUAAUACGUAAUAUGGUAUUUAUAGAUACGGAACUUUUCAGUCUAUCAAUCUAUCUAUUGUUACGUUGUUUAAGGUUGUCAUAUACAAUAUGGUUUGCAAAU
This is a messenger RNA of Plodia interpunctella (Indianmeal moth), 1650 nucleotides long. RefSeq names its product lipase 3-like. Lineage: Eukaryota; Metazoa; Arthropoda; Insecta; Lepidoptera; Pyralidae. The transcript has a single exon. Gene Ontology annotation, molecular function: hydrolase activity, acting on ester bonds. Bases 261 to 1559 code for a protein of 432 amino acids. The record is from RefSeq and is a predicted model, not a curated record. Gene Ontology annotation, biological process: lipid metabolic process.